AAUUGAACAACUAUAUAUGUAUAUAUAUAUAUAUAUGAGAGCAUUAAAAUAUAGUAAAGAGUUCAAAUUCCAAUUAAGCCAAUAAAAGCAUGCAGACGCUAGUUUUGGAAUUGAAAGUCAACAGGUAUAUACAAGGUAGCUGCAUUUUUGCUAUAUAACUCUUUGCUAACCCCCCCCUCUCUCUCUCUCUCUCUCUCUCUCUCUCUCUCUCUCUCUCGCUCUCAUCCAUACACAGGGUUUGAGCAUGCCUGGAUGUCCAGAGAAAGGGAUCAGAGAUUGGAUGAGAUAGGGAAGAAGAUCAAGAGAGAAAGCAAUGAAUAUGCAUCCAAUAACUCUCAUCAGCAAAUGGGAGUCAGGAGCGGACACAUGCUGGCGGCUAGAACUGCUCCUGCAGUAUCCUUGGGAACCCUCAACACCAUCACGCCCUGCGCAGCAUGCAAGCUCCUGAGGCGAAGGUGCGCCCAAGAAUGCCCCUUCUCCCCCUACUUCUCUCCUCACGAACCCCACAAGUUCGCUUCUGUCCACAAAGUCUUCGGUGCCAGCAACGUCUCCAAAAUGCUCAUGGAGGUGCCGGAGAGGCAGAGAGCGGAUGCAGCGAAUAGUUUGGUAUACGAGGCGAACGUGAGGCUGAGAGAUCCAGUGUAUGGGUGCAUGGGUGCUAUUUUAGCUUUACAGCAGCAAGUCCAAUCUUUCCAGGCGGAGCUUAAUGCCGUGAGAGCUGAGAUUCUCAAAUACAAGUACAGGGAAGCUGCUGCUGCUAAUAAUAAACUCAUUAAUACUUCACCUUCUUCUUCUAAUCAUCAUCUUCCUCACGUUGCUUUGCUCUCUUCUGGGACAGUUUCGGUUGCUGUACCACCUCCGCCGCCCCCACCUCCGCCACCGCCGCUUCCUCUUCCUACUUCUUCCUCUUCUUCCAUUGCAGCGACGGACUAUAACACCAUUAAUAUUCCAAACGAAAAUGUGGGUUACUUUGGAUCGAUGGAGUAAUUUUAUUUCUGGGUCCCCGGUAAUUAAUUAAUUGAACUCCCACAUAUUUUUCUCCGUUUUGAAUCUGAAUAAUUCAAGUAGUACUGCUGGUGCUGGAAAUAAGUUAAAUAUAUAUAAAUGUUGACGAUGGAGAUUGGGAUGCAUCAAGAAUGUCAACUAGUUUUUCUAUUAUUAUUGUUUAAUUAAUCAAUGCAUCAUUGAGGAUUGAAUUAAUCCAAAUCCAUAUCAUCUAUAUUGGUUACAAUGUUACUUUCUUCUACUUUUUGUUUCUGGCAUUCCUUCUUUCCCACUUUUUCCCCCAGUCUUUUCCGUUCUUGAAAGGCCAUUGAAUGAUUCACCUACCCUAAGUAAAUGCACUGCUUCUGAAUUUGUUACUCAAAACUUCGCAAAUAUUUUUGUGCUCACUGGCUUCUUGGGAUGUAUAUAUAUUAUUUUUCUUGACGGAAUAGAUGUUGGGGUUUGCCAAAUGAACAAUGUAUACCUCGACCGCCUGCUGGGGUUUGGCACCGGUGUUGGCCAUUAGUCCAUUACAUUCAUACGUAUAUAUAUUUAUAUGGUGCACAUAGGAUUUAGAUUGAAUUGGUUGAUUAGUGACGUACAUCUCUUUAUCUUAAUUAGCGGCGUGUACUUACAUAUAUAAAAGAUACGUACUCAAGGUCUAGCCUGGUGUUGAUUGUGACUCUUAUACUUUAGUUUUUUUAAGCAAAGAAAGAGGAAAAAAAAUAUGAAGGGGCAGCACAUCAGAAGCUCGUCGAUAAAUGCCCUAUGUUCGUUGACGAGAAGACAGUAAGGGUUCAUCGACGAAUGUCCAGAGAUCGUCGACAAUAGAAUACCAAGAGUAGAAAAAUUUCAUAGUUCUGGACUCGUCGACGAAAGUCUGUUCUCAUCGGCGAGUGGUCUUUUAUGGAUCAUUGACAAAACCCUAUACUCGUCGAUGAAGGACACCUGGGUUACGAGCAGUUUUUUUGAAUUUUUGAAUUUGAAUGUUGGGUGGUUGGAUAAACGGAGGGAAACCUUCGAGAGACUCUUUUAUAUGUCAUUUUGGGCAUGUAUUGAGUGAGAGAGUGAUCAUUUGAGAAGUGUAUUGUGUACAUUGUAAUUUCCAUAAUGAAAUUUGUAUGCCAUUACUUCCGUGGA
Molecule: messenger RNA, 2124 nt
Organism: Malania oleifera
Lineage: Eukaryota; Viridiplantae; Streptophyta; Magnoliopsida; Santalales; Ximeniaceae
Product: LOB domain-containing protein 15
Exons: 3
Coding region: 253-987 (244 amino acids)
Source: RefSeq, a predicted model, not a curated record